Messenger RNA from Xenopus tropicalis (tropical clawed frog), 4612 nucleotides. It is a transcript of the gene osgin2, whose product is annotated as oxidative stress induced growth inhibitor family member 2. The transcript has 6 exons. Gene Ontology annotation, biological process: signal transduction. NCBI's taxonomy places the organism in Eukaryota, Metazoa, Chordata, Amphibia, Anura, Pipidae. The record is from RefSeq and is a predicted model, not a curated record. The coding region runs from base 388 to 1905 and encodes 505 amino acids.
CAGAAUCUUCUUCCCCAUCUCCGGCCCCUGCUCUGGCUCCUCCUACUCUCUCACAGUGACACACUCCGCCUAUCCAGCCAGUGACAGACCGGCAGCUCUGCGCCUCAGGCCGCCUCCAUUUCUAAAGACCCUUUCAUAGCCGGCCUUUAAAUCGUAUGGACCUUCCCCCUGGCCCGGCUUCCUCGGCUCCAGAGAAAGUGAUAGUGGGGCUUGUUGGUACCUCCCCCUCCCUGCCCAGCAUUGCCAGCCUCUCCCUGCCCGCCGCACACUGGGGAAGUGUGAGCGCCACGCCGCCUGCCCGGGACCUGACAGCCUACUGAAUUCCCAACACGGAAGAACAGCAGGCUCUUACCCAGAAGCAUAACAGUAAUAUUGAAACCAGCAAUUAUGCCUUUGGCAGAAGAAACGACUGUACUAGAUCCGCCUCGAACUGUGCCGAUAGUUAUUAUAGGCAAUGGCCCUUCAGGGAUCUGUUUGUCAUACAUGCUGUCAGGAUACAGACCAUACCUUUGCCCAGAUGCAGUGCAUCCUAAUUCAAUCCUUCAGAGCAAGCUUGAGGAAGCCAGGCACCUCUCUAUUCCAGAACAGGAUUUAGAAUACUUAUCCGAAGGUCUUGAAGGUCGCUCAUCCAAUCCAGUUGCAGUUUUAUUUGACACCCUUCUUCAUCCUAAUGCAGAUUUUGGGUAUGAUGAUUACCCAACUGUUCUGCAGUGGAAAUUAGAAUCAGAACAUUAUAUUCCCCAUUUGGUGCUGGGCAAAGGACCUCCUGGUGGUGCUUGGAACGAUAUGGAAGAAUCCAUGCUGACUCUUAGUUUAGGGGAUUGGAUGGAAUUGCCAGGACUUAAAUUUAAAGACUGGACACUGUGUAAUAGGAGAAAUUCAAAGAAUGACCGCGCUACGCCAGCAGAAGUGGCUUCCUAUUACAAGCAUUAUGUCAAGUUAAUGGGUCUCAAGAGAAAUUUCAUUGACAAUUCCUAUGUCACGUACGUGGCCAAAACUUACAGAGAACCAGAAGAGUCUGCAUGUGAGGAGACUACGCGGAUUUUAUCAGAACAGGCACAACACAAACAAAACCACGACUACUUGAAAAACUGGGAAAUUCAAGGCUACCGAAGAGCAGCUGAUGGGUCACGUGAGCCUUUUUGUCUUUUUGCUGAGACCGUGGUCCUUGCCACAGGAACAUUUGAUGCACCGGCACGGCUAGAAGUGAAUGGAGAAGACUUGCCUUACGUUGCACACUCUCUGACAGAGUUUGAAGCAGCCGUAUGUAAAGGAAAAUUUAGGGGAACAACAGACCCUGUGCUUAUUGUAGGAGCAGGGUUGACAGCUGCCGAUGCAGUUCUUUGUGCCCACAGCCACAACAUUCCCGUCAUACAUGUUUUCCGUAGACGACUUAAUGAUCCAAACUUGAUUUUCAAGCAGUUGCCUAAAAAACUGUAUCCAGAAUAUCACAGAGUGUACCACAUGAUGUGUACCCAGUCUUAUGGAACAAGUUCUAUUCACACCAAAUAUACAAGCUUUCCUGAGCACUGUGUGCUUUCUUUUAAUCCAGAUAUGAAAUGUGUCCUGCAGAGUAGCUCUGGACUGAAGAAAGUAUUCAAAAUAUCCAAGGCCUUGGUUCUGAUAGGUUCUCACCCCAAUCUUUUUUUCUUAAAAGAGCAAGGUCGAAGCCUUGGGCACCACCCAAACCAGCCCAUUGCAUGCAAGGGUAAUCCAGUGGAGAUAAACCCUUACACUUAUGAAGCCUCCAAGGAACCUAACCUUUUUGCACUGGGACCACUGGUGGGUGACAACUUUAUUAGGUUCCUCAAAGGCGGGGCGCUUGCCAUAACACGAUGCCUGGAGAUGCGACUCAAGAAUAAGAAUCAAAUAGAUGAAAGUGCCAGUAAUAACGGGGUGUGCUAAAAAUGAAGCUGCUCCCUUAAAACAUUCCCCUGAUUAAAAGCAAAAUCUGUAAGUUUGCAGAUAUCAUCAGUAUGUGUCAGGCACAGUGUAUCAUAAUGAUCAUGACCCUGUGGAGAAAAAAAGUGCUGCUCUUUGUACAAAGAUCAACAGUUACACACUGUUUUCUAGUCAUGUCGCUGAAUUAAAUAAGUACGCACAUAAUGUAUAUAGAUUUUUUUUUUUUAAAGUAACAUUUAUGUAUUGUAUCUCAUUGGCUGCUGAAUUUGAAUGCCUUUUUUAUUAUUUUGGUUCCAGAAUUGAACACUACAAAAAAAAUACUCUUUGGAGCAUCUUAAAAGAUGUAUUUCAAAUUGGCGUGCGCAUAAUGCCAGAUUCCUGAGAAUCUGAGCCUUUUUUCCGUCAGGAUUCGGCCUGGUUGAACCAAAUACGAACCCUUAAAUCACAUGCUAAUAUGCAUACACAAAUUAGGGCUCAGAUUUGGCCAAAUCCAGAAAAAAAGGGCAUUUGUUACCUCCCUAAUGGCUAACAGAGAAAACUACUCUUAUUGCUAAUGUUUACUAGAAACAUGUCAUUAUAUAUUUAAUAGGAGAGACCGUUAGUACUUGUUUACGGAAUGUUUUAAAUCAAAGUGCUCUUAUACAGAAAUCUUAAUGUGAAUCGUUUUCUAAAUCAGAAUUCUCUAGUUUGAGACAGAAGUGAACAUUUUUAAAGGAAAGAUUAUAUAAUGGAAAGUUUACAAAUGAAAUUCAGGCACAGCUUGACACAGUAGUUCUCGGACAGCUUCACUUCAUUAGUUUUUGUUUAUUAUUUACAUCACUCUGAUUGCCAUGGGUUACAGGAAUGGAACAAAUGGCGGCUUUGUUUGUGCCUUUUACUGUAACAAUCUAAUAAUACAUUUGAGGAAGGAUAAAGCUGCGUGACACUUGCAACAUCGAACCAAUCGGGGCUGCUUUUAUGUUUGGCUGAAAAUGAAACCUGUAAAAAUUAAUAGAGAACAGAACCUAUGAAUUUCUCGCAAAGCUGUGAGUGUGGGCCCUGCAGAGCAUGCUUAGAAGCUUUAACCAGUCAUCAGAGUAACAACAUCUAAUCGCAAAGGCCAUUUCUGCUGUUUGUUUCUUUUAGUUGUUCUUCCAGUGGGCAGAAUUUUUAAUAUAUUGCCAAGCAUAAAUCACUAGGGUAUGUUGUGAUUGCUUGCAGCAAUUAUUCCCUAAUAAAAUUACACUAAGGACACAUUUAUUAAACAUUGAGGACUUUUAUUUGUAGGCAGAUACAAGCUAAUCAAGUUUCCCCUUGGUUUAUGAAUGUAUUUCUGGUCUGGCUUUGAGCAGCUUUUUUAAUUUAAUUGUGCCCCCAGCCCAUUAAUUUUGUUAAGUAGGCUUUCUUUAGCUAUUGGAAGCCUGUACAUUGCAAGAACUGUGGAAUGUUCAUAUGCUGAAGACCAUAUCUCUAUGAAACAAAGGGUACAAUAGCUUUGUACCCUACACCAGUGCCUACAUAGGUCUAAUAGUAUUCCUCUAUGAGACAUUCAUACAUCUUAUCCUUGCACUUCAUGUUAUACAUUGUCUGUAUGAGUACAGAUUUUUAUUAUGACAGAUUGACCUGUCAACAAAGCUGAGCCAUUGAUGGAUUUUUUGUAACUUAGCCUCUAUCCCUAUCCGUGACUUCAAAGAAAAUUGCAUAGGUCAGAUAUUCAGCUGUAAGGAUCACUCACAGGAAUGCUGGUUGUAAAAACUAUAGGAGGAGAUUUUAAAGAUGCACUAAAUCUUAAUUAAGAACUUGGCUAGAAAUGGUACACAUUAUGUUUUUGUAGUUCUGUACCAGCACAAGGAAACCAUAGUUCCUUAGCAGGGAAGAUCUGUUCCUCUCAAUGUGCCCCCAUCUUCUUUUCCACUGACUCAUAAAGAUGUAAGCCUUGAUGCAAAGCUAAUUAGUCAUCACGCCUAAUUUAUAUUACAAGGCAGCUCAGAAACCUGUGCAUUUGGAUCAGAAAUGGGUCCGUUAGCAUCGACUUUAUUACAGAUCAACCUCAUUUUCUGCUUCAUGAUUCCUGAUUAAUUCUAAGCUUGAUUUGCUAGCUUCUCAGCAGAAGCCCAGAGCACACUGAGCAUGUGUCAGGGUCACUGGCACAAAAGAUGGCCUGGCAAGAUCCAACAUGGAGAGUUUUUGUGGACAAUUUUGAAGGCCUAUAUCAUUGAUAUAACAGACCUACUGAACCUCUCUGCAGGUACAGUAAAUUUCAUAUAUAAAGUACAUUAUUUCUAGCCAUAUUCAGUUUAAGACUUUAGUUCUCCUUUAAUUGGGUUCCUUGCAUAUGAGCACUUGUAGAAUAUGUUAGCUAAAUUAAAAUGCACUUGGUCUCCGAAGGUACUUUUGCAUUUAGAUGCCAUUUUUAGAUCCCCCAGGUAAGUGGGAUAUUUAAUGCUGGAGAUGUUUGUAAGGGAAAUAUACUACACUAAAUAUAUUUGAAUGAUACCGAAGUUGCAGAUUUUGCUUGUAUUUAUUCAGCUCCGACAGUAUUCCCCAUAGCCCUGCCUUCAGCCAUGCAAUUCCAGUACCAGCCACUUCUCAACUGUGUUUUGUUACCCAUCUUUCUGCUUUCAAUGCUGAACAUAACAAUUUGCUGUGCAAAUCUACAGUGGGGUGAGGAUGCAAGUUUAUAUUAUGCCAUAUACUUAUUUUAUAUGAAAAAUAAAACUUAUAAAACAUG